CGUGAUUGAUGUAUUGGGAAGGAGUGAACAUCAGGUGAAGUGAUAUCCGGUUUCCGUUUCACACAAUUGUUGUGCAUUUGUUUCAGUCGUUCCGUGCGUUCACUGCAUUCACUGCUCAGACUGCAGUCCACUCUUUUGCCGCACUCUUGUCGGCGAUUAGUGUCUCACGUGUUGUCUCAUUGGCGCCAUUCCUACCAAACUUACCAUUCAUUCAUAGGAUCUGCGAAUUGAUACCAAUAUCUCAUUGUUUUGUGUCUUUCAUUUGCAGUCCUUUUAGUCAUUCGUUUAGUCUUUGUUUUUAAAUUAUUACUUAAAUCGCAACCAAAUGGCAGACAAUUCAAAGGGCCAAAUCGUGGAGAACACGGCUGCCAUUGAUGUCGAGUCCGGAGAUCUGGACGAAAAGCAAUUGGGCGCUCUGACCGCACAAGUGAUGAACAAUCCGGAAGUGUUGGCGGCCAUGCAGUCCAAGUUGGCGGGAAUGGUAGGCCUGCCGUCUGGCUAUUACGACACACUGCCGACGGUUGUCAAGAGACGGGUGAAGGCGCUGAAGAACUUAGAAAUGGAGAAAAUCAAGAUUCAGAGCCUAUUCUACAAAGAGUUACACGAAUUGGAGACCAAAUACGAAGUGAAAUACAAUCCCAUCUUUCAGAAGAGGAAUGAUAUCGUGAAUGGUGUCCACGAACCCAAUGACGAGGAAUGCAAUUAUCCGUCAGAUUCUGAAGACGAGGACGAAGAAGAAGCCAAAGAGAAGGCAGUGAAGGCCGAGGAGAAGUCGGAGGACAAAGACGUGAAGGGAAUCCCCGAGUUUUGGUUAACUAUAUUGAAAAAUGUGGACAUCUUUGCCGAGAAUAUUCAGGAACACGACGAACCCAUUCUUCAGCACUUGAAAGACAUUCGCGUCACUCUUAAUAAGGAACCGGAGGGCUUUAAAAUUGAGUUUGUCUUCAAUGCCAAUGAAUUCUUCAAUAAUGAAAUUCUCACCAAAGAGUAUGACCUGAGAUGUGGUCCCGACGACGACGACCCCAUGUCUUACGACGGCAUCUCUAUUGUCAAGUGUAGGGGAUGUAAAAUUGAUUGGAAGAAAGGCAAGAAUGUGACCGAAAAGACCGUAACUAAGAAACAAAGACACAAAUCCAAAGGACAGGUCAGGACUGUCACCAAAACAGUGAAGAGCGACUCGUUUUUCAAUUUCUUCGAUCCGCCCGAAGUUCCCGAGAAGUUGGACGACUUGGAUGAUGACACCCAUGACUUGCUUCAGGCCGACUGGGAAAUGGGAGAACUGUUGCGUCAGUCGAUAAUCCCGAGGGCUGUGCUGUUCUUCACUGGCGAAGCGCUGGAUGUGGAGGAAGACUACGACGAAGAGGACGAGGAGGAGGAUGACGACGAUGAAGACGAGGAGGACUCGGACGCCGAUGAGGACUACUCUCCGCCGAAGAGCGCGGGCAAGAAAGGAGGUAAGGGUCAGAACCCGGCGACCGGACAUAAGGGCAAAGCAGCCAAUAGUGGAGACAAACCGCCCGAAUGUAAACAACAAUAAAUAAAACUCUAGUUUUGAUUACAAAUCACUAUUUUUAAGAAUUUGGACA
This is a messenger RNA of Oppiella nova, 1586 nucleotides long. The record is from the annotation of a GenBank genome assembly. NCBI's taxonomy places the organism in Eukaryota, Metazoa, Arthropoda, Arachnida, Sarcoptiformes, Oppiidae.